AUGAAUGCUUGUCUUUAUCUCCUUGGGGAGGUGUACUUUGGCGUUAUUUCUCGUCCAGAUCUUGCGGCUCAUUUCAGGGGAUUGGAUAUCAGGGUUGUACGACAUCGGCUGGCAGGGAUUCGUGGAUGUGGACCACACUGACCGCAAGGUCGGCUGGUUCGAGACCUCCAUAUAUUGGAUUUUGCCCUAUGGGAAUUGAUGUAUUUUUAGGCAGGCCGCGUGGGUGGUUGAGAUGGAGAGAUGUCACAGAUCUUGCAUGUGCGCUCAAGAGGGAAUUGGGCAGAGGUGAUGUCAACCGCAGACUCAGACUCCUCCCAUUGGCAUCACUGCGAGGGGUCAGAGGCGGGUCGAGGGCUUCGGGCGCCGCUUGGGAAAGCAGAAUCAGAAGCGUAUUCAGUAGACUGGGACCAGCAUUCUCAUAAGUCUCGUCUGAAGUUGAAAAUUUGGCUUGGGUCGUUCAAACCCCUACUGUGUACUGAUCUGAUCAACCCACGUCAUCCGAGCCAGUUCCCCUUGCCCAGUUCCAGUCUUCAGUACAACAUCACCACCCUGACAGGGCCCCAACUCUUUUCACCAUCACCUUGUCGUCCCAAUUGCAGUGCAUUCCAGCUUCCGCCGGUUCGCAGCAUUAGGUUACGCCAAUCGGGGUCUGGGUACCUUUCCCCUCUCGCCGUCGACCAUCAAGCACAGCCACACCCAACAGCCCCAGGUCUUUCACGCUUCUACCUCUUGCAACCCUCCCCGCCACCCGUCCGUCCUCCCGUCUUCCCUUAUACAGGUUUUCCGGGUCUCCCGUACUCCGUACAUACAAAACAGCACCCGGCCGCCACCACCAAGACCAGCGGCUCCAGUAGCAACGCAGCAGGGCGCCCGUGUCAAACCCCCUUCUGCGGCCCAAUCACGACCGCGUCUGGGAUAGGCCCGACGGAGGAGAGAGACCAGCCUUGCUAGCCGCUCUCUUCUUGCCUGCUUGAGAGAGACAAGACCGCUGUGCAGAGUUCGCACUUCGAUUCCUCCUUCGACACAAUCAUCGACUCGACUCGUUUUUGCGCGCCCCCCGAAGACGACUGUUUCUAAUCGCGUUCGCUCGCUCCGCCCGCCCGCCGAUGCCCACACCCCGCCGUCCGAGCGCUUGAGCCUUCUCUCCCUUGUACUCCGUAUUGUAGCAGCCGUGCGCGUGGCGGGGAACGCCAA
Messenger RNA from Westerdykella ornata, 1194 nucleotides. RefSeq lists its product as uncharacterized. Lineage: Eukaryota; Fungi; Ascomycota; Dothideomycetes; Pleosporales; Sporormiaceae. Bases 241 to 951 code for a protein of 236 amino acids. The transcript has a single exon. The record is from RefSeq and is a predicted model, not a curated record.